Parasteatoda tepidariorum (common house spider) is the source of this 1864-nucleotide messenger RNA. The record is from RefSeq and is a predicted model, not a curated record. Lineage: Eukaryota; Metazoa; Arthropoda; Arachnida; Araneae; Theridiidae.
ACAUCUAUGCUUCAUCAUCCUAUGCUGGUUCUCACAGCUCUCGUUAUUAAGAAAGCUUAAAGAGUUUAUAAUGAAAAGAAAUAGUCCUGUGAUAUCAUCUUGUCAUUUCACGAACAAGCUUAAAUACUUGGAUUACUGUAUUCUUUAUUAUACUUAAGCAUUUGAUUGAGGCAACUUUAUUCUUUUGUUGAAGAUGCUUUCAAAUAAAGUCUUCAUUUACAUAAUUUUUUUAGUAUUUUAAAAAAUUGUUUUUAAAAUAGUACAUUUUAUUUUCAAUGAAACAGCAACAAAUGUUGUUAAUUUUAUUUUUACUUAUAUUUUUGUUUUCAUUCAGUUUUAUUUUGAUGCAGUUUAGUUAAUUAUGUUUAUGGUGACUCAACAAGUUUUAUUUUAGUUUCUUUUAUGGCCUCACAAUUUUUUUUAAAUAUUAUGAUAAGAAUAAACAAUAAUUUUGUUUAUAUAUUUCAUUUUCUUUUAUUGUUUAAUGCAUAGUUUAAUAAUUCCUAUGCUGAAAAAGUGUUUUGUUUUAUUAUUGUUGAAGAUACAACAAUUUAUAAUUUUAGUUUGAUGGCCUUUAGUGUCUCAUAAAACACUUUAAGUAUGCACUACUAUGAAUUUUUGAAAGUAAAUAGUGUUGUGUAUUUUCUUUUUCUUUAGUUGAUUGCUAUGUUAAAAUUAUAUAUUUUAGUUGUGUAAUUUUUUAUGGUUUUUUCCUUCUUUUCCUUUUAGAAUAAUAGUUAUUUAUCUCCAUCAUAUAAAGAUAUACGCUUGGAGAUUCUAAAUUCGUCAAAAAGAAAAAUAUCACUUGUAAUAGUCUCCUAUAACUCAAGCAUUUUUCUCACAUUUUUAAUUGUUUUCUUUUAUUUAUUUGAAAUGAAAAACUAUUGAAAACUGUGAUACGUUUCACAUCUCAUUUUUGAACUGAUUCGAAAAAGUCUUUUGAUAGAAAAUUAUAGUUUUAUAAUAAUAAUACAUAAUAAACUUUCUUAAAAAAAUAUUUAAGCAUUUUAUAUUGCAGUUUACACUAGCAAAAUUUAUUUUGUCAUAAAAACUAAAAAUUGGCCUUUUCGUUGUAUUAAUUAAAUAAUUAAAAUUUGAAUCAAUGUAUUAACAAUUUAGUAUUUUUAUAAGAAGCCAUUCUUAGAGUCUCUCCUCUCUUAAUCAUUUUUAAAGUUUGGUGUUAAUUACCUAGUCAUUAAAUAAUUUCAUACUUAAUUAAAUAAAUUUUUCUUAACACCGUUCAGAGUCUCUAAUAGUGUUAUAUUGAAAUAUUUUUGGGAUUGAUAUUGAUUUAUAAAAAGAAAUUUCUCUUUUAACUUAUUAUCUGAAAUAAAUUUGAAUUUUAAAAUUAUUAUUUUGAGAAGAGGGCAGGAGAUAGUGGUAUUUUUUUGCUUUUUAAAUUUUUCUGCUGUUAAGAAUUUAAUAUAAACUUCUGUUCUUAUAAAUAACGCAAUUUAUAAAUUCUGUAUCUUUAAUUACACAUUAACUGAAUAAGAAAUGCUCAAAUGAACGAAGACAUAAAGUACAAGAAAGCUUCUGUGUUGCUCUCUCAUCUUGACCCCAAAAAACCUUUACUGUUACACAUAUUUAUGUAAACAAAACCCUUCAUUGGUAUUUUUUUUUUUAAAGUUAAACAUUUAAACAGCAUCCCUUUGAUAUUUUUAAAUUCACAAAUUUGGUGCUAAAUACAUUUACCCUGGCCAUAUAAAGGGUUAACUGUGAUUCCACAUUAUUUUUAUAAUGUUUAUUUAUAUUUCAUUAAGAUUUUUAUUUUGGAGAUGUUAUAGAUAUUUUCCUCAGAUUCUUAUUUUUCUAAGUAUUGUCUAACUGAAAAAUAUAUGUAAUAAAACAUCUUGUAUGUGCA